Molecule: messenger RNA, 2041 nt
Organism: Tribolium castaneum (red flour beetle)
Lineage: Eukaryota; Metazoa; Arthropoda; Insecta; Coleoptera; Tenebrionidae
Gene: abs
Product: abstrakt
Exons: 10
Coding region: 125-1984 (619 amino acids)
Biological process (GO): mRNA splicing, via spliceosome
Cellular component (GO): spliceosomal complex
Molecular function (GO): ATP binding; RNA binding; zinc ion binding
Source: RefSeq, a predicted model, not a curated record
UUUAAUUUUUGAAUUCGACGAUACGCGUGACAUCUUUUGGCGAGAAAUAAUACAGUUUGACAAGGGGGCGACCUUGAGCAUAACCUCAAAAAAUACGUUUUGUUUAUGUGUGAAUUUCUUGAAAAUGGGUGAUAAUGAUCCUCCAGUAAAGAGAUACAGACGUGACGAGAAGGAUCAAGAAAAAUCAGAUUCGGACGAUAAUUACGUCCCAUACGUGCCAGUCAAAGAACGCAAGAAGCAAAAGCUUUUGAAACUCGGACGAUUAGGCCAGCUAAAAGAGUCUGAAUUGAACAAACCAAAAUCAUCUAGCGAGAACGAAACAAACGAUGACGAAGAAGAGGAUGAAGUAUGGGGGCGCAAGAACAACAUUUCACUUUUGGACCAACAUACAGAACUUAAAAAAUUGGCAGAAGCCAAAAAGGUAAGCGCCGUGGAACGCCAAUUAAAAAAAGAAGAGGAAAUUCUGGAAAUAGUAGCGGAAAAGAAAGCCUUGAUGGGCGUUUCUGAGUUGGCCAAAGGCAUACAAUACAGCGACCCGAUUAAAACCAGUUGGCGACCCCCUCGUUACGUGCUUGCAAUGCCGGAAAAUCGCCAUGAAAAAAUCCGAAACGAACUCCGGAUUCUAGUCGAAGGUGAAGACAUUCCUCCACCACUUAAAACCUUUCGCGAAAUGAAACUACACGAAGGGAUCAUAAGCGGACUGAAAGAAAAGAAAAUUAAGAAACCAACACCGAUUCAGAUUCAAGGCAUUCCAACAGUUUUAUCAGGUCGGGAUAUGAUUGGGAUAGCAUUCACGGGUUCAGGCAAAACACUAGUUUUUGUUUUGCCUCUCAUCAUGUUUUGUUUGGAACAGGAAGUUAAAUUGCCCUUUAUUAAAAAUGAAGGGCCCUAUGGACUUAUAAUUUGCCCUUCGCGAGAGUUGGCAAAGCAAACUUUCGAUAUCAUACAACAUUUUUGUAACAGUCUGAGGAAGCAUGGAAUGCCCGAAAUUAGGACGUCUUUAGCCAUUGGUGGAGUGCCUGUUUCAGAAGCUGUUGAUGUUAUACAGAGAGGUGUGCAUAUUAUGGUCGCCACUCCAGGACGAUUAAUGGACAUGCUUGAGAAAAAAAUCGUAAAACUAUCGGUUUGUCGAUAUUUGUGUAUGGAUGAAGCGGAUCGUAUGAUUGACUUGGGUUUCGAAGAGGACGUUAGAACAAUUUUUUCAUAUUUUAAUGGCCAAAGGCAGACUUUGCUUUUCUCAGCUACUAUGCCCAAGAAAAUACAAAAUUUUGCACGGUCAGCCUUAGUCAAACCUGUAACGAUCAACGUAGGACGGGCUGGAGCAGCCUCAAUGAAUGUUAUCCAGGAGGUGGAAUACGUUAAACAAGAAGCAAAAGUGGUUUACUUGCUAGAAUGUUUGCAAAAAACACCGCCACCCGUUUUAAUUUUCGCGGAGAAAAAACAAGACGUGGAUGCCAUUCAUGAAUACCUUCUUUUGAAAGGAGUUGAAGCUGUUGCAAUUCAUGGUGGCAAAGACCAAGAAGAACGUUCGAGAUCCGUUGAAGCAUUCAGGAAACACGAAAAAGAUGUUCUUGUAGCUACAGAUGUGGCCUCUAAAGGAUUAGAUUUUCCUGAUAUCCAACAUGUUAUAAAUUACGAUAUGCCCGACGAUGUGGAAAAUUAUGUUCACCGAAUUGGGAGAACUGGCAGAUCCGGCAAACAAGGCCUAGCUACCACAUUCAUAAACAAAUCCAACGACGAAUCUGUCCUCCUCGACCUGAAACACCUCCUUAUGGAAGCCAAACAAAAGGUCCCCGCUUUCUUGAGCGAAUUAUGCUCAGAAAGUGAGAAAUAUCUAGACUUGGGAGAUGAGAGAGGUUGUAGCUAUUGCGGAGGUUUGGGUCACAGAAUCACCGACUGUCCGAAAUUGGAAGCACUUCAAAACAAACAAGCGUCAAACAUUGGCAGGAGGGAUUAUUUGGCCAAUACUGCAGCAGAUUAUUAGAUUUUAAUAACAUUUUAUUAAUAUUCCCAAAUCUUACAAUAUAAAAUAUUACAUUUA